CACAGCCUCGAAGUCGAGUCGUGAAGAUCGGAAAGACAACGUUUUUAUUUUCACUUUAAACUGUGAUUUGUUUUGAUCAAAAGUGGUAAUACUUGUGAGUAUCAACGGUCCUUCUGAUAAUAGGACCACCCGGAAACGUGGAUUCAUUUUUUGCCAUGGCGACCCAAAAAAGUCAUAAUGAGGGAGCCUUCUUGUCCCUGAUGAGAGACUUAAAAGAAGUGGACCUGCGUGGCUCUGAUGUUCCCAGCGCCCUGUUGCUGACUGGAGAACAUGCAUUUCCUUUGGUCAUAAACAGCCAAGGCCAGGUGCUGAUGGCCGCCUCUCGGUACGGCUCCGGAAGAAUUGUGGUCCUGGGACAUGAAGGGUACCUGACAAAAUUAACCGAUCUGGUGGAAAAUGCGGUCCUUUGGCUGAGAGGAGAUGGCAACCCGUUGGUGGGGGUCAACCAGAAUGUUAAUGCAGUGGCUGUUCAUCUCAACAAAUCCAGUAUCCCAACCAAAGUUGUUGAGGCAUUCCAAAAGAGUUUGAAUCUUGGUGUGUAUGUAACAGACGCCUCCAGCGUAACUACAGAUGGGAAGGACCUGGUGGCAUUUCUGAAAAACGGUGGAGGGGUGUUGAUUGGAGGGCAAGGAUGGAGUUGGGCCUCAGACCACCCAAAGGAGAACACGCUGCUUGGAUUUGGAGGGAAUAAAGUGUCUGCUGUGACCGGUAUCUACUUCUCUCAACAUUAUGCCGAUGCUGAAUUGGUGCCCGUCUACCCUCAGAUUCCAGCUUCUUGGAUGCGUGUAGUAUUGGACAAAGAGUUGGAGGAUGACUUGGAAUUCUUACUUCAGGGGAUAUCUGAGUUUGACAUUACGGGCAACGGGAUUGCUUCGGAGAUUCUAGUUCAUGGACGGCUCGCCUUCCCAAUCGGAAUGACAGAAGAUGCACGGCCCUUCCUGGCAGCCUCUUAUUAUGGCCUUGGACGUGUUAUUGUUGUGAGCCAUGAAGCAUUUUUGGAACGAGAGGAACUGGCUCCAUUUUGGACCAAUGCUAUUCACUGGUUGGAUGGAGGGCGACACGGGACUGUUGGCAUCCUGCAACAUAAAGCCCUCGACAAUCUCAAGAAAUCUGGGUUCAAGUGUGAGAAGAGCGACUUCAGGAACGACCUGAGUGUAUUUGUUUGUUCCGCAUACAGUGACAAACAUGCACAAGAGAUCCACAACUUUGUGGCGGAGGGGGGAGGUCUGCUGAUUGGUGGCCAUGCUUGGUACUGGGCACAGUCACACAAAGACCAAAACCCCUUCACAGAAUUCUCAGGGAACAAGAUCCUGAACAAAAUGGGCUUGAGCCUGUUGCCUGACACCAUUCAGGGCGGUGUUUUCAAAGCCUCUGUGCCCAGCCAGAUUGGGAAAGACACGUAUCACUUCUGCCACCUUCUACAACGCUUUGUCGCUCACGUAACAAAGGAAGAGGAACUUAGCGAUAAUGAGGAACAACACCUGAAAAGAUUUGGCAAAGACUGUAGUGCCUUCUUAAAAAUGGAAGCUCAUGAUCGCUGUUCAUACGCUCAAGUCCUGUCCAGCCUUACGCACGUCCUGAAGAAAUCAGGCCUCCCUCAGGUGUGUGACACCUGCCCAGUGAAAAGCCCCAAAGAGCAUCUCCUGCUCAACAUGGGCCCCGAGGUUUACAAGGUUUGCCCCAAUCCUGACAGCCUGUUGCCUUACCUCAUCAAGGAGAAACCCUUGUUGCCUGUUGUCUAUAAUUACAGGAUCCCGUUGAAUGUCAACACAGCGGAACGUGAAGAGUGGAUCAGUACUGGGCUCUAUCUUUCUCAUGGUAUAAAGACCUACAUAGCGAUUCCUGAACAGAUCGUCAACAAGGGAUGGAAGGUCCAAAUUGGUUGUCAAACAGACUAUCUUAAGCAUGAGGAACUGAAGAGAGCACCCAGUGUUCACACGCAAUUUCCCAUUGAGACUGAGAUGAUCCAGGUGUGGAAUUUGUGGGGAGGUCUCAUCUACUUGGUGGCCCCACCUAAAACCCAAGUGGGUGGGGUAGAAAUCACAGUGCAGGUAGCUGUGCCAGCACCUUAUUAUAAAUCGGGUGUGACAACACUAGCCAAUUGGGCCAUGCUGCAAACAGCUCCUUCCCCUUGGGCAGAGUUGGAGUUUGAAAAUAUCAUCCUCACAGUACCAUCAGAUGUCGUCAGGAAUCUGGAUAGACCAGAUUUGCUGGCAGCUUUCUGGGACGCAAUCAUGAAAGGCAUUGCUGACUUAGCCGCCAAGCCGCACAAGUUCCCUCGCAAAGAACGCUUCGUUGCGGAUGUGCAGAUUUCCUAUGGUUGGAUGCACGCCGGGUACCCCAUCAUGAUGCACAAGGCCUCGGCAAAUGCACUGGUCAACCUGGAGCUUGCCAAGACUGAAGGCCUAUGGGGGCCGAUCCACGAGCUUGGCCACAACCAGCAGCGAGAUCCCUGGGAGUUCCGGCCACACACUACAGAGUGCACGUGCAACAUUUGGUCGGUGUACAUCAAUGAGGAGGUGUUAGGGAUCAGCAGGGAAAAGGCUCAUGGAGAUGUCACUGCAGAAAAGAGAAAGAAACGAUUGGAGGAAUUUGUAAAAGGAGGCAGGCAACUCAGCAAAUGGGAGAUGUGGGUGGCUCUUGAAACAUAUUUGCAGCUCCAGGAAAGAUUUGGCUGGGAUGCCUUCAAGAAGGUGUUUGCUACAUACCUCAAGAUAACCGAAUAUCCAAAGGACAACAACGGCAAGAUGAAUUUGUAUGCGGAGACUUUCUCCAAAACCGUGGGGAUGAACUUGUGUGGAUUCUUUAAGGCAUGGAGCUGGCCAAUAGAGAAGGCAACAGAGGAGAAAGUAGCCAACCUUCCAACCUGGGUGGACCACCCAAUGGUCCGGUUUGGUUGAAUGAGCUACGUUGUCAAAUGUGUCAAGAUCUGUGCUUUGCCUUCAUUAAGGUGGCUCUUUUCAAUAUAUUUUGCCAAGUGU
This is a messenger RNA of Syngnathus typhle (broad-nosed pipefish), 2981 nucleotides long. Its product is annotated as TRPM8 channel-associated factor homolog. Bases 156 to 2900 code for a protein of 914 amino acids. The record is from RefSeq and is a predicted model, not a curated record. Lineage: Eukaryota; Metazoa; Chordata; Actinopteri; Syngnathiformes; Syngnathidae. The transcript is spliced from 12 exons.